Messenger RNA from Ruditapes philippinarum (Manila clam), 521 nucleotides. Its product is annotated as serine/threonine-protein kinase PAK 2-like. NCBI's taxonomy places the organism in Eukaryota, Metazoa, Mollusca, Bivalvia, Venerida, Veneridae. The transcript is spliced from 4 exons. Gene Ontology annotation, cellular component: cytoplasm. Gene Ontology annotation, molecular function: protein serine/threonine kinase activity; ATP binding. Bases 67 to 345 code for a protein of 92 amino acids. Gene Ontology annotation, biological process: regulation of axonogenesis; protein phosphorylation; intracellular signal transduction. The record is from RefSeq and is a predicted model, not a curated record.
ACAUUUCAUGAUAAUUUUUUCAGAAAACAGUAUGGUCCAACAGUAGAUAUCUGGUCUUUAGGAAUAAUGUGCAUAGAAAUGAUCGAGGGAGAGCCACCAUAUUUAAAUGAAAACCCAAUUAGGGCAUUGUAUUUGAUUGCAACCAAUGGUAAGCCAGAGAUUAAGGAGAAACAUACAUUGUCUCCUGUCUUCCAAGAUUUCCUGGAUAAAUGUCUUGAAGUGGAUGUUGAAAAAAGAGCAGCUGCCUCAGAGUUACUGAAGCAUCCAUUUCUACGUCUAGCUAAGCCUUUAGCCAGUCUAGUUCCUCUUAUAAUGGCUUCCAAGGAAUCACAGAAAGGACACUAACUUUUCCAGGAACUAUUAAUUUUUAAGGUAUAGCAUGUGAUAGGUGUAUUCAAAACAUGACUGCUGGUUCAGCAUUGCUUCAUCAUUGGCUUCAUAGACUACUUGUGCACACAUUAACAGUUCAUCACCUGUCAAGAAAUUACAGAAAGUGUCCCAUUUAUGUUUAGUACAGGAAU